GGCGGAGGCUGGAGCUUGGCGUCGGGAUGCAGCGCCCCGGGCCCUUCAGCACCCUCUACGGGCGGGUCCUGGCCCCGCUGCCCGGGCGGGCCGGGGGCGCGGCCUCUGGCGGAGGCGGGAACAGCUGGGGCGUCCUGGGUUCCCACGUGCAGCCUCCCGGGCGCGCGCAGUCUGGUACCCGCGCCGGCGUCGGUAGCACAGGUACCUACGGCGGGGACGCCAACAGCGCCUGCCCGGCCCCCUCCGCGAUGUCCAAGGCCGAGGAGGCCAAGAAGCUGGCGGGACGCGCGGCCGUGGAGAACCACGUGAGGAAUAACCAAGUGCUAGGAAUUGGAAGUGGCUCUACAAUUGUUCAUGCUGUGCAGCGAAUAGCUGAAAGAGUGAAACAAGAGAAUCUGAACCUUGUCUGCAUUCCCACCUCCUUCCAGGCCCGUCAGCUCAUCUUGCAGUAUGGCUUAACUCUCAGUGACCUGGACCGACACCCAGAGAUUGACCUUGCCAUUGAUGGUGCUGAUGAAGUAGAUGCUGAUCUCAAUCUCAUCAAGGGCGGUGGAGGCUGCCUGACCCAGGAGAAAAUUGUGGCUGGCUAUGCCAGUCGCUUCAUCGUGAUCGCCGACUUCAGGAAAGAUUCAAAGAACCUCGGGGAUCAGUGGCACAAGGGAAUCCCCAUUGAGGUCAUCCCAAUGGCCUAUGUCCCAGUGAGCCGAGCUGUGACUCAGAAGUUUGGGGGCGUGAUUGAUCUUCGAAUGGCUGUCAACAAGGCAGGUCCUGUGGUGACGGAUAAUGGGAAUUUUAUCCUGGACUGGAAGUUUGAUCGGGUGCACAAAUGGAGUGAAGUGAACACAGCUAUCAAAAUGAUCCCAGGCGUGGUGGACACAGGCCUUUUCAUUAACAUGGCUGAGAGAGUCUACUUUGGGAUGCAGGACGGCUCUGUGAACAUGAGGGAGAAG
Molecule: messenger RNA, 950 nt
Organism: Leptonychotes weddellii (Weddell seal)
Lineage: Eukaryota; Metazoa; Chordata; Mammalia; Carnivora; Phocidae
Gene: RPIA
Product: ribose 5-phosphate isomerase A
Biological process (GO): pentose-phosphate shunt, non-oxidative branch; D-ribose metabolic process
Cellular component (GO): cytoplasm
Molecular function (GO): ribose-5-phosphate isomerase activity
Source: RefSeq, a predicted model, not a curated record